This is a messenger RNA of Asparagus officinalis (garden asparagus), 2175 nucleotides long. RefSeq names its product protein YLS7-like. Bases 188 to 1966 code for a protein of 592 amino acids. Gene Ontology annotation, cellular component: Golgi apparatus. The record is from RefSeq and is a predicted model, not a curated record. Lineage: Eukaryota; Viridiplantae; Streptophyta; Magnoliopsida; Asparagales; Asparagaceae. The transcript has 3 exons. Gene Ontology annotation, molecular function: O-acetyltransferase activity.
UCUUCUUGGUUUGGUACCAUUGACUCCUGGGAAUUGUGUGAUAAAUCUUAGUGCAGAUGUCAUGGGUUGGGCGAAGCCUUGAAGAGUCUGAGUUUGAGGUACCCUCUAAUUGCUAUCAAAUACUUUCUGAUUGCCUUUCAGUGAGUAAUCUCAGAUAUUUGACGACCCAUUUGAGAUUUUGGGCAUCAUGGCAAAUCUAACAUCGGUUUCUAGAUCAAUUUUAUUCCUUGUUAUUUCAGUGGGAGGCAUAGGUUUGUCUAUUGUGAUUGCAUUCCUAAUUGUUAGCUACAAUCCCACUUGUUUCAAUUACAGUUUUAGUGGGUGUUCUCUAGGUAUAUUCAAUUCAAUCCAGCCUUAUUUGGAUUCAAUAAAUGGAAAUCGAACCAAAGUUUUGGUUUAUAGACCUGAAUUUUCAGAACAAGGCCAUGGCAUAGUUAAGGAUGAAGACAAAGUGCCAGCAUUAGCUCCAGAAUUAUCCGCAGAUGCUAAUAAUUCUGUUUCUGUGAAUGAUAUCAAAGAUCAUAGUGUGUCAGUUUCAUCGGUUGAUGGUACUAAAACUGAUAGUUAUAUUGGGAUUGAGGUGCCAGCAUCUGCUCCAGCAUUAUCUAUUGAUGCUACUUCAAAUAGUAAGGAGCCUAAUGUGUCGAUUUCGAUUUCAUCUGAUUUUGCUGAUGAUUCUGGGGAAAAUGGUGAUAAAAUUGAUGGUUAUAUUGGGGUUGAGGUGCCAGCAAUUGCUCCAGCAUUAUCCUUGGAUGCUAGUAGUUCUGUCUCUCUAAAUGUUUUUGAUAUUAAGGAGCUUAAUGUCUCUGUUUCAUCUAAUUUUGUUGAUGAUUCUGGGAAAAAGGAUUCUAGAAUUGGUAAAAGUGCUGUAGAUUCUUUGAAUCAGACUGUUUCAGUUGCAGUUCUUCCUUCCCCUCCAAAAGUUUUGAAGGAGUCUAAGCCGAGAAAUUGUGAUCUCUACCAUGGGAAAUGGAUCUAUGAUCCAGCUGGGCCUCUCUAUACGAACAAUACUUGCCCUGUUUUCACACAACUGCAAAAUUGCCAGGGUAAUGGGAGACCUGAUAAGAACUAUGAGAACUGGAGAUGGAGACCUAAUGAAUGUGAGAUCCCACGAUUUGAUGGAAGGAAAUUUUUGGAGCUGAUGAGGGGUAAAAGUCUGGCUUUUGUUGGAGAUUCUCUUGCUCGGAAUCAGAUGGAAUCGCUACUUUGCAUUCUUUGGCAGACAGAAGUCCCCGUCGACCAUACCAAAGGUCACAUUAACAAAUGGCACUUCCGAUCAACCUCCACCAACAUCAUUCGAAUAUGGUCACAAUGGCUUGUCCACAAAACCGCCCACCCCUUCCCCGUCUCAACUCCACGCACCCUCAACGUUCACAUCGACACCCCCCACCGAAACUUCAUCGACUUCCUCCCCCAAUUCGAUGUUCUUGUCAUCUCCUCAGGCCACUGGUUCAGCACUGAAUCAACCUACCGCCUCAACAACACAAUCGUCGGCGGCCAACUCAGCCCCACCAAGAAAUCCUUCAAGGAUGUCAUCGAGUUUUAUGGCGUAGCAGUACAAACAGCCCUAAAUGCGAUUCUUGAAGCUUCAAAUUACACGGGGUUGACAGUAUUACGCUCUUAUUCACCCGAGCAUUAUCAACGUGGAGAAUGGAAUACCGGUGGAAAGUGUACUGGAAUUGAUAAGCCUGCGAGAGAAUCAGUGAGGAGUAGAAAUACAAACUCUAUGCAGAAAAUGCAGGUUGUCGAGUUUGAGAAGGCAGCGAGAAGGCGGACGAGUGGGUCAAAGUUGAAAUUUAUGGACGUUACGGAGAUGUCUGGUUAUCGAAAUGACGGCCAUCCUGGGAGGUAUAAUAGAAAUGUGAGCAAGGAAAAUGCACCAGAGGAUUGUUUGCAUUGGUGCACGCCAGGGGUUGUGGAUACUUGGAAUGAGGUUUUGUUUGAGAUUUUGAAGAGAGAAUUCUGACAAUAUACUCUGAUAUUUGCUACAUAUAUAAGUAUCUGUCUAUUAAAUUGGGUAGCUCCUUUUGGAAUCCAAGAUUUCUUAGAAUUCUUUAUUGUAAGUUAUGUUUAAUCAAACCUUAGACUAGGAUACUUGGAAUCAUAUUCAUGUUACAGAUCCCAAAAGUUUGGGAUAAAGACUUCAGCAUUGUUGUUGUUAAUUAAUCAUGUUAU